This is a messenger RNA of Daldinia vernicosa, 306 nucleotides long. RefSeq lists its product as uncharacterized. Lineage: Eukaryota; Fungi; Ascomycota; Sordariomycetes; Xylariales; Hypoxylaceae. The record is from RefSeq and is a predicted model, not a curated record. Bases 1 to 306 code for a protein of 101 amino acids. The transcript is spliced from 2 exons.
AUGUCGAAGUCACUCCUAAAUCCCACGGUUAUGGCCAGGUUCGGCGAUGAUGAGGACUAUCUUCACGAACUCAUACAGCAUAAUCACAUGCUACGGCGCGCGAUAGUUUUAAUCUUGACGGUGCUCUCGCUAGCCGCCUUUCUUGCGAUACACCGGUCGAAGUUACUCGAGUAUAAGUGCCAAUACGUCGGCUUGCCCUAUAAUAGCUUUGCGGGUUUGGAACAGCCGAAUAAAGACCACUUUAUCGUAAUAUCAGCUUCAACGAAUAUGUCUCGUGCCGCUAAGGACAGGUGGCUGGGUACUUAG